UUGGAUGUUUGUGUUAUAUAUCCAUUACACCGAAAUCCUCUUGGUGAGCUUCAGAUCACUCGCUUUCUGUCUAUAUUUAUUUCUACUCCUUCGAACUGCACAGUUCAUAACUUCAGGCACACUGAAAACUUCCCUGCGAUCAAGGUUUGCUUGUAGCAGGGAAUAUUGCAAUGCUUAGAAUGGCACAACUUCGACAGGAGCGUGAGUAUAUGGGGGAUGAUGAUGAUAUGAGUGACUUUGAUGACGAUGAACUCUUUGAUGGGCGUGGGAGGGGUGAUUUUAUUGAGAGUGAAUCAGAGGAUGACAUUGAAGCAAGCUCUGGUCAAUCUGAUGAUACUACAGCAAUGCAGGCUCGAAAUGGAAGAGACAUUCAAGGAAUUCCUUGGGAAAGGUUGCAAUUUACAAGAGAAAAGUAUCGUGAGACAAGACUGAAGCAGUACAAAAAUUAUGAAAAUCUGCAUUUGCCACAUGAUGAAUUAGAUAAGGAGUGCCAAUCCGUGAGAAAGGAUGGGAAAUUUUUUGAGUUUCACUAUAAUGCAAGAUCAGUGAAAUCUACAUUCGUCCAUUUUCAGUUGAGAAAUCUCAUUUGGUCCACAUCAAAGCAUGAUGUGUAUGUAAUAUGUGGUUACUUUGUUACACAUAGAUGCUCAUUGAGCCGAAGAAGCACAAGAGUUCUCAAUGUUGCUGAACCAUUGAAAGAAGAUGAGGAUCAAAAAAAUCCUCGUGCUAUACAGCAAGGUCUAGGAAGGAUUCAGAUUAGUACAAUGUGUGUCAAGAAAAAUCUUCUGGUCGCUGGUGGUUUUCAGGGAGAACUGGUUGCAAAGAAUUUGGAUCGCCACGGUGUUUCAUACUGUGCAAAGAUUACUUAUGAUGAGAAUGCUAUCACUAAUGCCAUUGAGAUCUAUGACAGUCCAAGUGGUGCAACACAAUUAAUGACCUCAAAUAAUGAUUCUGUCGUCCGUGUGUUUGAUGUGGAGACCUUUUCUAUGCUGCGGCAUAAUUGCUUUCCAUGGGCUGUAAAUCAUACUUCUAUCAGUCCAGAUAAAACGCUCGUGGUGGUGGUUGGAGAUCAUACCGAUGGAUUACUUGUAAAUCGCCAGACAGGGAAGGUUGUUGCUAAUCUUAGAGGCCAUUUAGACUAUUCCUUUGCAUCUGCAUGGCAUCCGGAAGGCAGAUAUUUUGCCACAGGAAAUCAGGAUAUGACUUGCAGAAUCUGGGAUGUUAGAAACCUAAGCACGUCUUUGACAGUAUUAAAAGGAAAUAUUGGUGCUGUGCGAUCAUUGAGGUUCACAUCAGAUGGCAGUUUUCUGGCAAUGGCUGAGCCUGCAGAUUUUGUACAUGUCUUUGAUGUAAAACACAACUAUGAUCGGUGUCAAGAGAUUGACCUCUUUGGUGAGAUCUCUGGCAUAUCAUUUAGUCCAGACACAGAGUCACUUUUUAUUGGAGUAGCAGAUCGAACAUAUGGAAGCCUGCUAGAAUACAAUCGUUGCCAUUCUAAUAUGUAUCUAGAUUCCUUUAUCUAGGGAUCCCAAAUUGUCACUAUUACAUAUUACAAGUGGAUGGGGUGAAUAAAUUAAAAGUUUCAGGGAAUCCAUCAGCACUUUUGCAGAAUGAUGUCACUCCCACUGUCUAGGGGAUAAUUCAAAAUGUGGGCUGAUUUGGAUUAUGCUGAGGCCUACCAAUCGAUCAAUUUGUUGCCAUCAAGCAUGCAAAUGGAUUCUAUGCUUCAUAAUUUUUAAUAUGUUGCAGGACCAUUAAAACCAUGUAAAUAAGGUGUAAGCAAGCAGUUUUUGUAUGUUAUAAUGUUAUUAAUGGAUGUAGUGUCUAUUUUCUGUGGUCAUUGUGGAUGGAUGGGUUGUAUACAUCCAUGGGUUUGCCAGGGGAUGUCACUCUUGCUAAUUGUGAUCUUAAAUAAAUACUGAAAAGUGAUGAAAUGAUAUGCCUUUAUUUUCUUUGGACCA
Messenger RNA from Cryptomeria japonica (Japanese cedar), 1961 nucleotides. RefSeq lists its product as uncharacterized. Bases 171 to 1523 code for a protein of 450 amino acids. Gene Ontology annotation, molecular function: protein binding. The transcript has 10 exons. The record is from RefSeq and is a predicted model, not a curated record. NCBI's taxonomy places the organism in Eukaryota, Viridiplantae, Streptophyta, Pinopsida, Cupressales, Cupressaceae.